Molecule: messenger RNA, 4410 nt
Organism: Acipenser ruthenus (sterlet)
Lineage: Eukaryota; Metazoa; Chordata; Actinopteri; Acipenseriformes; Acipenseridae
Product: sodium/hydrogen exchanger 5-like
Exons: 16
Coding region: 231-3272 (1013 amino acids)
Biological process (GO): sodium ion transport; regulation of pH; proton transmembrane transport
Cellular component (GO): membrane
Molecular function (GO): sodium:proton antiporter activity
Source: RefSeq, a predicted model, not a curated record
UGCUGUGCUGUGCGGUGUCCACUCUUUAGAAUGCGUUUCAGUCACGUGUGAACCUACGCCAGGCAUUUCAUUAUGAGCCGCAGUGAUCAGCAAUAGGCCGAUGGUACUGUAGCGGUGGAUAUGCUGACCGGAGAGGAUGGAGACAGGAGCCAGCUCACCUUGCUUGAUUCACGCCGAUAACAAGAACUAAUAAAGGGGGAGAGGAAGAUGUUAUAAAGCCGGUGCUAAAAAUGCACUCCCCUGCCUUGUUCCAAAUUGUAGUAUUAGUAACAUCCGCUUUCUUUGCGGCGUGGACUGCAGACUUUCCCGGGAGCGACGCAUCUGUCAUUUCGGAGAUUUUGGAACCGGUCGGGAUCGCUGUAGAGUCUUCGCAGUCCUCAGCGCCGCCGCUCCACCGGCAAUAUGGAAUCGAUACGGGUAAAAUUGCGUCAGCGGCAGCACGCGCCCCGGUUAAUGACAUCACCGACCCAAUUGUCAUCCCAACGAGCCCGCCAGGUAACCAGCACCGUGAGACCGAACCGGUGAGUUUCGAGAUUGUGAAAUGGAACUGGGAACACGCUCACGGACCCUUCCUCGUUGCGGUGUGGAUCAUGGUGGCCAGCCUGGCUAAGAUACUGUUCCACCUGUCCAGCAAGGUGACCACAGUGGUACCGGAGAGCUGCCUGCUCAUCCUGCUGGGGCUGGGGCUGGGAGGCAUCGUCCUGGCCGCCACCAACAGAACGGAGUACCAGCUGGACCCCAAGAUGUUCUUUCUGUUCCUGCUGCCGCCCAUCGUCCUCGACUCGGGCUACUUCAUGCCCAGCAGGCUGUUCUUUGACAACAUCGGGACCAUCCUGAUGUACGCAGUCGUGGGCACUCUCUGGAACUCGUCUGCAACCGGGCUGGCUCUGUGGGGGAUCAAGCAAGCAGGGCUGAUGGAUGAGAAGGUGGACGCAGGGCUGAUGGACUUCCUUCUGUUCGGGAGUCUGAUCUCAGCUGUGGACCCCGUGGCUGUGCUGGCUGUCUUUGAAGAAGUCCACGUUAAUGAAACGCUCUUCAUAAUUGUCUUCGGAGAGUCUCUGCUGAACGAUGCUGUGACCGUGGUAUUGUAUAAAGUGUUCAACACCUUUGUGGAGAUGGGUUCGGAUAAAGUCCGCGCUGUGGAUUAUGUGAAAGGUGUUGCCUCGUUCUUCGUGGUGAGUCUGGGGGGGACAGUGGUGGGGCUGGUCUUUGCCUUCAUCCUGGCCCUCACCACGCGCUUCACCAAGCGAGCCCGGAUCAUCGAGCCCCUCUUCGUGUUCCUGCUGGUGUACCUGUCCUACCUCACCGCAGAGAUAGCCUCGCUGUCCUCCAUCCUGGCGAUGACGUUCUGUGGCCUGUGCUGUAAGAAGUACGUGGAAGCCAACAUUUCUCAGAAGUCUCGCACCACAGUGAAGUACACCAUGAAGACCAUGGCCAGCAUUGCAGAAACCAUCAUCUUCAUGUUCCUGGGCAUCUCCGCUGUGGACACUUCCAUGUGGACCUGGGACAGCGCCCUGGUGCUCUUCACUCUCGUCUUUGUGUUUGUGUUCAGAGCCGUGGGUGUCAUUCUCCAGACCUGGGUUCUGAAUCGCUUCAGACUCUGCCCUCUGGACAGGAUCGAUCAGGUGAUGAUGUCGUACGGUGGCCUGAGGGGAGCAGUGGCGUUUGCCUUGGUCAUCCUUCUGGACAAGUCAAAGGUCAAAGCAAAGGAUUACUUUGUGGCAACGACUAUUACUGUGGUUUUCUUCACAGUGAUGUUCCAGGGGCUGACUAUUAAACCUCUUGUGAAAUGGCUGAAAGUGAAACGCAGUAACCAGCACAAGCCUACCCUGAACGAGGAGCUUCAUGAACGGGCCUUUGACCACAUCCUGGCUGCUGUGGAGGACAUUGCUGGUCACCACGGUUACCACCACUGGAGAGACAAGUGGGAACAUUUUGACAAGAAGUACCUGAGCCAGCUGCUGAUGCGGAAGUCGGCCUAUCGCAUCAAAGACGAGAUCUGGGACGUAUACCAGAAACUGAACAUCAGAGAUGCCAUGAGCUUCGUUGAUCAAGGAGGUCACGUUCUCUCCUCCGCUAAGCUGUCCCUUCCUUCCUUGCCCAGCCGGACGUCAUUUUCAGAAACCUCUGUCACAAACCUUCUACGGGAGAAUGGCAGUGGAGUGUGUCUGGAUCUGCAGGUAAUCGAUACCGUGAGAAGUGGCAAAGACAAGGAGGACACGGUGAUGCAUCACGUCCUCGCAGGAAACCUGUACAAACCACGCAAGAGGUACCAGGCGAAUUACAGCCGUCACUUCAUCAGCGCGGAUGAGCAGGAGUGGCAAGAUCGCGAGGUGAUCCAGAGGAACAUGCGGUGCCGGCUCGAGUCCUUCAGAUCCACCAAGCACAGCGUCUACCAGAGCAAGGGCAAGUCCCGCCACAAGAAGAGCCAGAAGAAGCACAGAAGCAGUGAUGUAAAUGGAGAGGUUCCCAAUGGCAAACCCAAAAGAAACAUCAGUUGGCAGGACACAGUGCCUGUUGUCAUGACAAUGGACUCGGAGGAGGAAGAGGAAGACAACUCAGAAGCCGAGAAGGAGGAGGAUGAAGGGAUCACCUUCGUGGCUCGAGCUGCAGACGAGGUCCUGCUGGAGAGGAAACCGUCAAGUGAGUCUCCCUCCACUAGAAACUACCAGCUUCUCUCCACGGCCCUCUGGUGCACCCAGAGUUCUCACAAGAAGACACUCUCAUACUGUACUCUGGGUGUGUGUCAGAGCCCCUUCCUCCUCCCCCCGUCUCCCACCUGCGCGGAGAAGGAGCUGCCCUGGAAGGGAGACCAGGGGGAUCUCCCAGCCUGCGUCUCCUCGGAGACCACCAAGAUUGUGCCCAUUGACCUGCAGCAGGCCUGGAACCAGAGCAUCUCGUCCCUGGAAAGCCUGCCAUCCCCCCCAGUGUCCGAGGCGCAGCAGCUCCAGUGCAGGACAUUGCCCCCGGCGAGGCUGGAAGAGCGUGGGGCCCCAGCUGCCCUCGCUAGGCCCCUGCAGGACCCCCGUUUCCAGUUCCCAGAGCGCGCCGCGGCUGCUGGUAGAAGCAGCGAGGAGGACAGCACGGAGUGCAUCCAGCAGCAGGAGCUCCGGCCCCUCAUGUCCCCCGACAAGCAGCCCAGACCAGGCCCAUCUACUGGGUCUGCCGGAGCCAGGUGGCCGGUCCAAUUCAACAGAGCCGCCCGGGUUUCACUCCUGAAAAAUUUAGUUACUGCCUCCCCUUACAAGGGCAGCGGCCAGACAGACCUUUAGUUACCACAUCCCCCAUCCCCCCAGCACACGUUACUUGAAUGUAGCACUUUAAACCUGAGAGGAGAAUCACUCUUUAUUGUGUUUUUUAAAAGUAUUAUUAUUAUUGGGGCUCCCGAGUGGUGCAUCCAGUAAAGGCUCUCCGCCUGGAGUGCAGGAUACGCCCUAUAGCCUGGAGAUCGCAGGUUCGAAUCCAGGCUAUGUCAUUGCCGACCGUGACUGGGGGUUCCUAGGUGGCGGCGCACAAUUGGCCGAGCGCCGCCCGGGUAGGGAGGAAUUAGGUUGAGGGCAAUCCAUGGUUCACCGCGCACCAGCGACCCCUGUGGCUGAUAGGGCGCCUGCGGGUCUGCAGUGGAGCCAUUCAGAUCUGUGUUGCCCUCUGGCACUAUAGGUCUGGUGCCCUCGCUGUGGAUCCGCAGUGCGAAAAAUGACGGAUUGGCAGGAACAUGUUUCGGAGGACACGUGUUUCAGCCUCCGUUCCCCGAGUCGCCGGUGGGUUGCAGCGGUGAACCGGGAUACAAAUAAUAAUUGGGCAUUCCAAAUUGGGGAGAAAACCAGGGUAAAAACCAUUAGCGACGACUAAAUUAAAAAAAAAAAAAAAAAGUAUUCUUAUUAGUAUUAUUAUUGCAUGGAAUUGUGUGAUGUAUUUAUUUUGUUCAUAUAGCCCUAUACAUACAGCUUUAAAGAAUUGAAGGAAUGUUUUCUUAGGGACUGUUAAAGGCAUUUUGAGAAAUGAAAUCCAGUACACAAAGCCUUUAAUCUGUUUUGGAGAAGGUUCGAAGUUUAUUUUCAGUUUUCAAAGAAUUGUUUAAACUAAGCAAAACAUUCCUUAAAACAGUUAUUAACACACAAAUGGUGAAAACCCAGCUGGCAGGAUAUAGCAUAGGAACCUACCUGAGGUUAUAUUGGGGCUAAAUUCACAAAGCUUUAACCCAUGAGUUAAUAAAACCUUUUUUUUUGGUAUCUGUUUUGAUGAAUUUGCUACUGUAAUACAGGUGAGAACGUCAGUAUAGGUUUUUAUUGUUCACACACCUACGUUGUUACCAGUGGUGUUUAUAAUUAUAACAUUUUUAAAUAUUUAAAUGUUGUUUAUUUUGUGUUGUAGUAUGAUUAUAAAUUAGUUAUCAUCUCCUUUCAGAAA